CACACAAAACACCUCUUGCUAAACAAACACCCCAUUAGGGGUUCUCCUCCUCAUUCCUUUGCUUCAAUUUACAUCUUCCCCAAUUCUCGUCUGAUCGAGUGCAAUUGCUUAAAAUAAUUCGGUAGAUCUUAUUGUAUUUGUGUUUUAUUUCUUGUUAGAGAUAUGAAUUACGCUUUCUUACAAGAUCUAAAGCUCAAAUUUCAUAGGAUCUAACAUGCUGCUUAGAUCAGAAAGUAGAAACCACAAUGGCUGAGCUCGGAAUCUCAAUUGCUGCAAAGCUCAUUGAGGUGAUCGGGUCUGAUGUCAUCAAAGAGAUUUGUGACAUGUGGGGCUACAAGUCUCAACUCGAAAGCCUGAACAACACUGUCUUCACCAUCAAGAAUGUGCUCCUUGAUGCUGAUUCCAAGCGGGAGCUUUCCUACGAAGCACGCGGCUACAUUCAGGAACUCAAGGCCAUUGUUUAUGAUGCCGAUGAUUUGUUUGAUGAGAUCUUCACCCUUGCUGAGUUGAAGCAACUUCGACCCCUGACCAAGCGUGAUAAACUUUUCUGCCUUUCUGGUGUAAUUUGUGUGUAUGAGCGGUUGAGUCGGGCACCCGACUGAUGAGGAGACUGUAGCUGUGGAGCAGUUACAGCGUUGGAUUAUAGGAAUGGAUUUUCCACGUAAAGGUAAUUUCUGCCAAAUCUUACAUUUUCCGAUCCGUAGAAAUGAUUAACAGCAUUAGGUGACUAACAACAUGGUUUUUGCAAUACUCCUGCUGGGAUUUCAUCACUAAUAAGUUCUUAGUUUUCCUAGCAAUGCUUUCAUCAUUGGGACUCUGUGAGUAGUCAUGACUCAGUUUUCAAAAGUUUUUCCAACCAUGUUGCUGGAGUCAAUUUGGCUGGAUGAAUACCCUGAUUGUUGAUGUUGAAGGUGAGCAAUACUCAGUGCUACUAUCUAAUAUGUCUGCAAAUAAUAGUAAUAGACUGUACUACUCAGUAGCCUCAAGUGACAGCUUGUUUAAUCGAGCACUUUGUGAUGAUAAUCCACAUGUAUGGAGCUUAAAUUUGAAAGUUUCCUUGGUUAUGAUUUGGCUCUGCAGUCACAAAUAUGGAAGUUGAGAUCAAACUUUCAUUAGUGUAUCAUUCAAACUCCUGCAAGAAGGCUGGAUAAAAACUCACGUCGCAUUUAGCUUGCUAGUCAAGACAUGGAUAGGUAGAAGAAUGCACACCAUGAAUAGCACUUCUAGUCUAGGGGUUCCGGAAUUAAAAUGGAGCAUACUAAUAUCCCAUGAUAUAAUUAAAGGAUGGUUUUGGUUAACUAUAUUGUUGAUUUUUAAUUUUUGGCAGAGGGUGUAUAAUUUGGCGUGAAAAAUGGCUAUAAAGUUCCAGUGCUCCACUCUUGCAGUGUUA
Messenger RNA from Spinacia oleracea (spinach), 1390 nucleotides. RefSeq names its product putative disease resistance protein RGA4. The coding region runs from base 246 to 602 and encodes 118 amino acids. The record is from RefSeq and is a predicted model, not a curated record. The transcript is spliced from 3 exons. Lineage: Eukaryota; Viridiplantae; Streptophyta; Magnoliopsida; Caryophyllales; Amaranthaceae.